This is a messenger RNA of Bombyx mandarina (wild silkworm), 3362 nucleotides long. Its product is annotated as BTB/POZ domain-containing protein 7. The record is from RefSeq and is a predicted model, not a curated record. Gene Ontology annotation, molecular function: protein binding. NCBI's taxonomy places the organism in Eukaryota, Metazoa, Arthropoda, Insecta, Lepidoptera, Bombycidae. Gene Ontology annotation, biological process: morphogenesis of a branching epithelium.
UGUACUUGUACAGCGGAGGAGGUACGCGGCUGUGAUGGCGGGGCUCGACCCAUGAGCCGGCUGCUGUGCUGUUUGUGCGCGCCCGUCGCUAAUAUGGGCGCCGCGCUCUCGCACCCGCAGGAGGGAGAUAUAUGUGAUGGUGUUGGCGGACCUCCGGCGCCUCCCACUAUGGCCGACGUUAUAAGGGAGAGGAAGAAGAAAGCGGGCGGCGCGGCGUUGGGCACGCUGAGGAGACGCCUCGCCGCCGCCACCAGGAGGCCCAGGGACUCGCAGCCAGACCGAGGGUGCGAGCACGGGCGCUACAUCAGGUCGGUGGUGGGGGACUGGCAGCUGCCCGAGGUGGUGGUGCUGUGCGAAGAGAUGGAGGCCGGCGCCGCGCUGCGGGACCUCCUCACGCAGGCCGAGCUGGCGCGGGAGCCGGCGCCCGCCCUGCACGCCGACCUCGCCGCCCUGCUGCACGACGCGUGCUGGUGCGACGUGGAGCUGAUAGGGGCGGGCUGGUCCCUGGCAGCGCACCGCGCGGUGCUGGCGGCUCGGAGUCACUACUUCAGGGACCUGCUGCGCGGCCGCCCCCCCGGCUUCUGCCGGGUGCCGCUGGAAGGCGCGGGCGCCAGCCUGUCCCGCGAGGAGCUGGUGGCCGGCGUGAGGAUGCUGUACUCCGGGCCGCUGUACUGCCACACGUGCCACACAGAGUACGAGAGGAGCGGCGGCGCGGAGGCGGACGAGGCGGAGUGCGGCGCGGGGGGCGGGUGCGCGGGGGGCGCGGCGCGGCGGCUGGCGGCGGCGCUGGGCUGCGUGCCGGACGCGCUGCUGCGGGACGUGCGGCGCCUGCUGGACUCGGGCGAGCUGUGCGACGCGCGGCUGGUGUGGGCGGGGGAGGGCGCGCGCGGCCCCGACCUGCCCUGCCACCGGUUCAUACUGGCGGCGAGGUCUAGGUUUUUUAGGAACGUGAUGGGUCGGCGCACCAGCAGCAACGGCGCCAUCUGCGUCGACGAGAAGAUCCUGCCGAGAAGGUUCGCCAAGGCGCUGCUGCACGCCGCCUACACCGACCAGAUCGACCUGAGCCUGAUAGGGAGGAGCGGCUCGUCUCCGUCAUCGAGCAGCGGCGGGGGCGGCAUGUCGUCGUGGCCCGGCGCCGCCCGCAGCAGCGCGCCCCGCCCCGCCGCGCCCCGCCCCGCCGCGCCCCGCCCCGCCGCGCCCGCGCUGGACGACGUGUUCCAGCUCUACGAGAUCGCCAGCUUCGUGGAGAUGCCGAUCGCGGUGCAGGGCUGCGAGGACGCCAUCGUGGAGGCGCUGUCGGCCGACACGCUGCCGCUGGUGCUGCGCUGGGCCGCCGCGCCGCACGCCUCCAAGUGGGUGCACCGGCAGGCCAUGCGCUACCUGCGCGACGAGUUCCCCCGGGUCACCAGCGGCGCGGCGGCGGGCCGGCUGCCCCGGGCGGCGCUGCGGGCCGCGCUGCAGUCGCCCUUCCUGCAGGCCUCCGAGCCGCAGGCGCUGCGGGGGCUGCUGCGCUGGGCCGCCGCGCAGCCAGCACAGCCGCCAGAGCCGAACCUAGUGUGGCACACGGCGCACUCCGCGUCCCGGCGCGGCACCCGGCGGCGCGAGCUGGGCGACGCGGCGCUGCGGGAGAGCGUGGCCGCGCUCGUGCCGCUCGUGCGCGUGGAGCACAUCCCGCCCGACCACGAGGUGCUGGCGCAGCUGGUGCGCCGCGGCGUGCUGCCCGCGCGGGCCCGGCCUCCGGGGGGCGCCGCCGACGCGUGGCUGGGCCGCGGCGCGCACCGCCCCGCGCGCUGCUUCCUGCCCUACCUGGACGAGCUCAGGGCGCUGCUGGAGGACCAGGCCGUGCCCGAGGCGGAGGUGGCCCGCAUCAGGCGCGAGCGCUACAUGCACCGGAUCCCGGACACCCUGUACAUGGUGGCGGCGGCGCGCGGGGAGUCCCCCCCGGGCGGCGCGGAGGGCGCUGCGGGGGGUGCGGAGGGGGGCGCAGCGCAGUGCGUGGGCGCGCGGCGGCUGGCGGCGCUGCGGGCCCGCGCCCGGGAGCUGGCCGCGCGCGCCGCCCCGCUGCACCACCACGCGCACCACGCCGACAUGCUCUACCGACAGAUUGCGCUGCGGGCGGUGCGGGAGAUGUCGCUGCCGGACUCCUGCGCGGACCUGCUCAUCAGCGACAUUGAGAACGAAUGUAAUGGCGGUGGCGGCGGCGAGAGGUCCGGCCCGGAGCCCCGGCGCGCUCCGGCCCGCGCCCCGCGCACACACGACCCCGACAGCGACUGCUGCAGAAGGAGCGGCCCCGAGCGCUGCCCCCCCGCCGGCAGCCCCCGCGCCGCGCACCCCGCUCCCCUCGAGGGCCGCGCCGACCGCCGCGAGACGCAGCCGCGGCCCCCGGACUGCAGGAGCGGGUCGGGGCGGCUGUCGGCGGCCGUGCCGGACGUGGCGAUGGCUCCCAACGCGAACACCCACCUGCUCACCAACAGGGACUACUUCAGGCCGCCGCUGCCCGCAGAGUACGGUGGCGCCGUGCUGCAGCUGGACCUGGGGGACGGCGCCACGCACACGCCGCGACCAGGUUCGCGGGCGCAGCGGGCUCACGCGGCGGCGCAGCUCGCCCGGGGACACGCGCCGGCCGCGGCAAGGGCCCGGCUGAGCGCCGAGGAGCACCGCGCCGCCGUGGAGAUGUCCAUGAUCCGGGCGUACUCGGCGCUGGAGUACGGCUCGCCGCAGACGCGCCAGCUCCGCCGCAACCAGGCCGGCACCCUGCGCCAGCGACAAGACGCGCCCGGUUUCGCUCCCUCCAGCCCCCCUCCGGGCUCUCGGCACCCCCUCUACUCAUUCAGGAACAGAGAAAUUGAAUUCAUGACCGAGGCGGCGUACGCCCCCCCGGGGUGCCGCGACCACAGCCCCAGCAACUACGCAUGAGACGGGCCCUUCGUUGUCCUGACCCUGCCCGGAGCGGCGUCGGACAACGAGGGCGAUUCUUUCUACCUGGAGUUCCUGGAGGACGAGCCGGAGGACGACUCGGAGGAGUGAACCCAGCCGCUCCCAUGAACUGUACACUUGGCGACAUUCUUUUUUAUUUUUAAUAUUGUUUUUAGUGUUCGUCCGCACUGACAUGUCAGUGGGCCUGUCAGUGGAUUACCGAAUUUGUGACUUCUGUACACGUGAAGUGCACGGACCUGUGUCCGGGAACAUUAAUAUUAAAAUGAUAAAGCAAUAUUGUCUAAGACGGUGUUUCCCAACGUGGAGCUCACGCCCCACAAGGGGGUAAUUUGAUAAUUAAGGGGGGAAAUCGCAUUAAAUGAAUAUAAAAAAACUUUAUUAAAAUUAUUUUGAAUUUCAAUUUCAAAUUUUUAUUAUAUGUUUUG